Alosa sapidissima (American shad) is the source of this 1638-nucleotide messenger RNA. It is a transcript of the gene unc119c, whose product is annotated as unc-119 lipid binding chaperone B homolog 2. Gene Ontology annotation, cellular component: spindle midzone; spindle pole; intercellular bridge. The coding region runs from base 638 to 1411 and encodes 257 amino acids. The record is from RefSeq and is a predicted model, not a curated record. The transcript has 5 exons. Gene Ontology annotation, molecular function: lipid binding. NCBI's taxonomy places the organism in Eukaryota, Metazoa, Chordata, Actinopteri, Clupeiformes, Clupeidae. Gene Ontology annotation, biological process: negative regulation of clathrin-dependent endocytosis; positive regulation of protein tyrosine kinase activity; mitotic cytokinesis.
GAUGACGAAAAAAAAGUUCCAUUCCAUUGCCAUGGUGACAGUGGGAUCACAGGGUUGGAGGCUAAAACAGGAUGUGGUUCUCAUGCCACGCCUCCAAUGUCAUUGCAUCUAAUGUGUUGCAAAAAUGUCACACUAAAGCAUCCGGCUGACUCAAUUCACAGCACUAGAUUUACAAAUGUGUUACGGGAACAGAGAUCCCGUUUCAGUUUUUUGCAGGACACCAUGUACGGUGUGUUGCAACAUGGAAGAUAUACGAUAUGCACCUUAUAAAAUGCUUGCACAAUGUUUACAAUGGUAUGUUUAUGACUAUUCAUAAACGAAAUUGAAAAGUGAAUGAAUUCAAUUAAGUUAAUUCAAAGUCUGGUCAUUCAUAAAUAUGUCAGUCUUCUGUUGUCUGUCUCCCUCUCUCUCACUCACGCCGCGAGUAAUCUCUUUUUUGUGUUUUGUCCCUGACGGGUUGCCAUAGGCUGGGUCUGUAUUUAAUUGAGGAUUGUCUGGGAUUAGAGGCCUCAGAUUGAGUUAAUCUGUUUUAGUCACUGACACCGAGGGUGUGAAGUCUGCGCCAGUAGUAAGGCAGAGUUGAGACAAAGGGAGAGAGUAAAGCGACAAUUACCAACAGAAUCACUGAAGCACAGAAAUGGAGAACCCAGACGACAAAGAGCUAGAGAGUGAUGAGGAAGAAUAUCAGUAUCCCGCGCUGGAAACAGAGGAAGAGGGACGAGGGGCAGGGCAGUGGACGGAGGCCGCGGGGGAAGGGGAGGGUGAGUUGUUGGACUGGAACGACUUCAUCACAGGGGAGAUGGAUGAGGUCCAGGGGGACCUGUGGCCUGACUGGAAGCCCACUGGCCCAGUGACACCGGAGCAGGUCCUGAGACUAGCAGGAUACACACGGGCUUACUUGUGCUCUCCUGAGGAUAAUAUUUACAACAUCAGCUUCUCGCGCUUCAAAAUCCGGGACAUGGACAGUGGUGCCAUCAUUCUGGAUAUCAAAAAACACUGUCCAACAGAGAUCACUGGCGGGCAGCAGGAGCAGGAGCCGGGGAGAUUUAUUCGAUAUCACUUUUCACCUGCUUUCCUCGCCAUCAGGGAGAUCGGAGCCACGUUGGAGUUUAUAGUGGGAACCAAAGCAGUGAACAAAUUCCGGCUCAUUGAGAGGCAUUACUUCCGAGACCGGCUCCUUAAAAGCUUCGACUUUGAGAUUGGCUUCUGCAUCCCAGACAGCAGAAACACUUGCGAGCACAUCUACACUGUGCCUCAGCUGGAGCCAGAGAUAGUUGAAGAGAUGAUAGCGAGCCCGUAUGAGACACGAUCGGACAGCUUCUACUUUGCAAAUAACAAACUGAUCAUGCACCACAAAGCUGAAUACUCCUUCUGCCCGAAGCGAGAUGCAUUCGUAAGAGAGUCCUCCUGAUGAUGCUUCAUGGGGUUCAAGAGAAAGGGGACUCAGGGAGACACUCACUGAGAGAGAAUUGAGAAUGCUGAACAAACUCCUUUAUGUUGUAGAUUCUCCAACAUCCCUAAGCAGUUGAGCUUUCCUGGUAUGUAUGAAAUGAGCAUGUGUAGAAUUUCAUUCAUGGAGUAUCUCAAUAAGACCACCUGUAUAACUAAAGGAAUAAUAAUAAAGUUUGAUUGAUGAAG